GUGCGCCUGCGCGCUGGAGGCGCCGCGGCCGUUGGGACGGGGCGGCACGCGGCAGCUGCCUACCCUCGCCCCCCUCCGGCUCAGCUCCUCCGCGGGCGUGCGCGUGCGCCGGGGACUGCGUGCGUGCGGGAGCGCGCGCAGGCGGUGGCGGGCGGGGCGUCCUCCUCCGCUCGCCCCUCCCACCGGGCCGGGCCGCAGAGCGCGACGUGCGCCGCCGGGGUGGCCGCUUCCCUGGCUGGAGCGGGGGUGGCUGCGCCGCCGCCUCAGCGCCCUGGUGCCGCUGCCGGGCAGGGAGAGGGCAGGCGAGGAGCGGCGGCGGAGCAGAGGAGCCGGGCGGGCAGCGCCGCGCCAUGCGGCUGUGCGGGGCGCUGCUGAAGAGCCCCAUCCCCAAGCAGAUCGAGUACUACUCCCGCUUCUCCCCCUCGCCUCUCUCCAUCAAGCAGUUCCUCGACUUCGGUCGUGACAAUGCAUGUGAGAAGACUUCAUACAUGUUUCUGCGGAAAGAACUUCCAGUGCGACUAGCUAACACCAUGAGAGAGGUCAAUUUGUUGCCUGAUAACUUACUUAACAGGCCUUCAGUUGGGCUAGUACAGAGUUGGUACAUGCAGAGUUUCCUUGAGCUUUUAGAAUAUGAAAAUAAAAGUCCUGAGGAUCCUCAUGUUCUGGAUGACUUUUUAGAUGUUUUAAUUAAAGUCAGGAACAGACACAAUGAUGUGGUUCCAACCAUGGCGCAAGGGGUGAUUGAAUACAAGGAAAAAUAUGGCUUUGAUCCAUUUGUUAGCAGUAACAUCCAGUAUUUUCUAGAUAGAUUCUACACGAACCGCAUCUCUUUCCGUAUGCUUAUUAACCAACACACACUUCUUUUUGGUGGAGAUAUUAAUCCUGCUCAUCCCAAACAUAUUGGAAGUAUUGAUCCUAAUUGUAAUGUAGCAGAGGUGGUUAAAGACGCUUAUGAAACAGCUAAGAUGUUAUGUGAACAGUACUAUCUGGUGGCACCUGAGCUGGAAGUUGAAGAAUUCAAUGCUAAAGCUCCAAACAAGCCUAUUCAAGUAGUCUAUGUACCUUCUCAUUUAUUUCAUAUGUUAUUUGAAUUAUUCAAGAAUUCAAUGAGAGCUACAGUGGAAUUGCAUGAAGGUAAAAAAGAAGGCUAUCCAUCGAUCAAAACCUUAGUCACUUUGGGAAAAGAAGAUCUGUCUAUUAAGAUAAGUGAUCAAGGUGGAGGUGUACCUUUAAGAAAAAUAGACAGAUUGUUUAACUACAUGUACUCAACAGCACCCAGGCCUAGUUUGGAGCCCUCGAGAGCUGUGCCUUUGGCUGGAUUUGGCUAUGGCUUGCCAAUUUCUCGUCUGUACGCUAGGUACUUUCAAGGUGACCUUAAACUCUACUCCAUGGAAGGUGUUGGUUCAGAUGCUGUAAUUUAUUUGAAGGCCCUUUCAAGUGAAUCAUUUGAAAGACUUCCCGUUUUUAAUAAGUCAGCGUGGCGACACUACAAGACCACACCUGAAGCAGAUGACUGGAGCAAUCCUAGCAGUGAACCAAGGGAUGCUUCUAAAUAUAAAGCAAAUCGAUAAUUUGCCGCCUUUUGUCUCUUAGAGAUGACCUCUGCAUUCAGUAUAAAGUCUCUGCUUUGUUCCAGAAUCCUUCAAACCACAGUAGCUAAUUACUUCCAAACAAAGACCUAAUCAGGGCAUUGAAAAAUACUAAGAACAAAGUGAUGAUUGGGACAUAAAGGAAGGCAGUAAGCAUGUUUGGUAUGUGAAUCCUGUCUACUUCACCAGAAUAUGCUUGGUUGCUUCAGUCAUGCAUUGACAAAAGGGAUUGCACUGAUUGCACUUAAGAAUGCAAUGUUGUAACAAAAAGAUACUAUUUGAAAUAGCCAAGGUAAGGAUUGGCCAAAUGUGCAUAAUACCUUUAAAUGGUGAAUAGUAUCUUGCACAGCAAUAUGAUAUAAAAGUUCUAAUGUAGUUAAACAUAUGCUUUGAAAAUCCACUCUGCUGCAUUUUAUAUUGCACGGUGUCACCUGUUACAAAAGCAUCCCUUUGAGCUCUUCAGAUCUUGUAUCAAAUGAGCUUCUAAAUGCAUAGUUCUAAAAAGGGUUGUGCAGCUUUAAAGUGAUGCUUUCCCCAAAUUCCAAAUCCAUUUGUCAAGUGCAUACAAAAAUUAUGUUGUUGUAAGACAUCGGGUUUUCCACUUCUUGGUAUGCACCGUCAUGAUUUUCUUGACACACAAACACAGAAAAGCAUUUCUAUACGUUUUUCCCUGUUUUGUGGAAAGUAGUUGGAUCAUCUCUCCAUAUAAGAAAUUCUGUUAAUCCAGGGGCAGGGCGUAAUUCAAUUUCAUGUUUAUUGCCUAUCAUUUUGGGUCGGUUGGGGAGGGGAAAGAAAUGCUGAAAGGCCAGACAGCCAGUCAUACAAAUGAAUUUGCCUUAAGAGUGUUGGUUGCUUGGAACCAGAUUAGUUUAAAACCUGUAAAUAGUUUGCAAAGUUAUUUAUAUAUUCAAUGUCUGACUAUAGUCUGGUAACCUGAAUUUGUAGUGUAUAUAAAGAUGUUGUACACCAGCUUUUGGAAAGUGUCAUUGGUCUAAAUACAUGAAACUGGAGAUAUCAUAGAAAUGAGAGGGACAAAACAUAGCUUGUACCUGAUUUAAGGAACAAAAAACAUCAAAGAGAAAAACCCUAAGUAUUUUCCCUUAAAUUUAUUGUAAGGGUUAUUGCUGACUAUUAGGAAACUGUUCCUCACCAAGUCUUUUCCAAAUAAUGUUUCUGAUCCUAUGGCCUACUAGAAAAAUUUGUGAAGUUUAGAAGUUCUGGUGAUCUCCUAGCUGUUGGGAAUAAAGGAGGUGAGUUGUGAGCAACUCUGAUGCACCCUCAGUUUCUCAUAGGUGUUUUGAUAUUUUUUUGAAAGAUAUUGCAGAUUUUAGCAUGGAAAAAUGAAACUUGUUUACUAAAACUGUGGGGGAACUGGCCCUUUUGUCCUCCCAGUAUUUAUUUUUAUAAAGAACUGAUCUAUUAAACAGGGAAAUACUGAGGAAUUCCUAGGUAUUUUGUAAAAAUGAAAAUCUUAGUUUGACUCAACGAUAGUACUUUGCACUUAAAUAGCACAUUUCAUCAAAGGAUUACAACACGGUUUGAGCAAUAAACUUCACGUAUCCCCAUGUCUGAAGAGCUGGAGUCCCUACCUUACAAACCCUUAACUUCUAUCUGUUGCAGUCAGUUAGAAGAAUUUGUAUGUGAUUAGUUUGUGAGUUUGCAGGGCUCAAGGCUCUGUGGGCUUCACUACACUGUAUAGGUGAGUCACAUUGGAGCACCAGGUUGUUUGUAAUGUGCUCUCAUACACAUCUCUGAAGUGCUGCCGUACUGUUUGGAGGUGGAAGUACUGGGACAGCUGCUGAAGGCCGUCAGGUUCGUUACCUGCUAAGCUGUGCCCUGCUGAGGCCCCUCUGCCAGCAGAUGGGAAGAGGAAGCGUGCCGAUGGGGCUGUCCUAUUCCUGAACCAGACUCAUUUGACCCUGGCUGGUGGAUCUUUACAUGGCAUGGAGAGGGUGUAACGCCUGUGGCUUCUGGAGCAAUAAUUUCCCACUGCUGCAGAGAAGGCAAAUUGCUACUGAAGCGAUACAGCUAUGCUGCUGGGUGAAAUCAGAGUAAUAGUUUGACCGAAACACCAGUUGGAAGUCACAGCUACUAAAAUUUAGUCACUUGACUUGUGCCCUCACCCAUAACUUCUUACUGUUUUUUAAAUGAAUUUCAAAUUGUGUAUGUUUUCUAGUGACCACAGAGGAGGGCUUGCUUAAAAAUAGAAAUUUGUGAUGAAACUAGUAUUUUCCCAGUUGUGUAUGGUCAGCUUUUCCUAGAACAUUUCCUAAAAUAUGCUAAGUUUUUGUAAAAAGCUAAUUUUCACUUUUGUUAGAAGUUGUAUUUUGAAGCAGUAAAUCCUGACCUGGCGCUUCUUUUUGGCUGUCUCCUUAUGCACGAAGAGGGGAGGGAACAGAAAGAAAGGAUGCAGGUAUAUUGAACUUCUUUUCAUGAAGUGAGUAUAAACCACGGAAGCCAGUGAAUGAAAGCUGAAGAUGCUGUGGAAGAUACUACGAUAUAUUAGUCAUUUCACCACUUUGUUCACAAAAACAACUGGCUGGCUUUCAGGACUGAAGUGCUCGAGUACUUGAAAACUGAAGUCCCCCAAAACAGCACUUAUUUCCAAGAACCCUGAGUAUGUACUAACGUCUUGAAGCAGGAUGGUAGAGCACAAGGAAUGCAUUUUCUUUCCAUUUCCCAAGGUCUGUUUGUGUGCAUUAUGGUGAAUAUGAGAAGCCACUUUUCUCUCUAACCUUGUUUAGGCAGCCGGUGCUUUAGUGGAGAUCCCAGGUAUGCCAUAAAUUGUUCUUCGUUUAUAAUCCUUGUGCCAUGUUUCUACAUAGGGGUAUUAGUCUGAAAACUGUCUUGGGAAACAACAGCAGCAGACCUUCGAUUGGGAGAGAGUUUUUCAGUGGGAGUUCCUGAAAAAUGAAGGCAGAUGGGGUUUUAAUAUGGCUGGUUUAACUUCAGAUACUGAUCUUUGUUCAGUUAUUUUUAUCUUUGAUGGGAGUUUGUUCCAAUUAUUUGUUUUAAUAUCUUGAGGCUGUUAAUACCAAACUUCCUGAUGAUAUAAAAGUAUAUUUCUUUUUAUGGACUUCAGAUGUAUGACUUGCUAACGUUGCAACCUGCUUGUCUUGAGUUACAGGACACAUAAGUAGGAAAAAAAUGUUUUCAGUGAAAAUGCUUUGUAUUUGUUGUGUUUAGUGAUAGAAAGAAACAAACUGAGCAACAGAUGUUUGCUCCUUGAUUCUUCCUGGGAAUUUACAAACAACUUCUGUAUGUCGUAGUGUAACAAACAGCUCAACUUUUUUGUCCGGUGUGCAUUUUUCUGGUGUUAUGUCUUGAGCGUAAUCUUAAUAAUCCCCUGCCUAGUUUAACAUUAAUAGAUACUGAAGUAUCUUCAAGUCAUAUACUUGUUUGUGCUCCCUGCUCUUCUAGGCUUUAUUUUGAGGCUGACAAGGGGUCUUUCAGAAUCUGCACUUGAUGAGAAACAUUCAGAAGAUACUGAAAUGCUUCUUUUGCAACUUACAUGUAGUCUUUGCCUCUGUACUUGACUGUGGUGACCUAGGAUAGUACUGAGAAAGUUUUUGUCGUGCUGCAGUUUGUGCUACCUCUUGGGCAGUGUUUAAAGCAGGUCCCUCGACA
This is a messenger RNA of Strigops habroptila (Kakapo), 5216 nucleotides long. RefSeq names its product pyruvate dehydrogenase kinase 3 (gene PDK3). Gene Ontology annotation, biological process: protein phosphorylation; regulation of glucose metabolic process. Bases 351 to 1571 code for a protein of 406 amino acids. NCBI's taxonomy places the organism in Eukaryota, Metazoa, Chordata, Aves, Psittaciformes, Psittacidae. The transcript is spliced from 11 exons. The record is from RefSeq and is a predicted model, not a curated record. Gene Ontology annotation, cellular component: mitochondrion. Gene Ontology annotation, molecular function: pyruvate dehydrogenase (acetyl-transferring) kinase activity.